Molecule: messenger RNA, 3658 nt
Organism: Sesamum indicum (sesame)
Lineage: Eukaryota; Viridiplantae; Streptophyta; Magnoliopsida; Lamiales; Pedaliaceae
Source: RefSeq, a predicted model, not a curated record
GUGUCAUGGCAUCAGUAGUAUAAAGCAGAGGUGUAGCUUUCCAGUUUGUAGAGAGGAAAAGGAAAAGAAAAGGGGGGAAGCCAUGGCCACUGCUUCUCUGUAUAGGCUUAGGCUGAGAACAAACUGAAUCAUUCUUUCUGUAUAUCUAUUGUAUGUUGUGUGCAUUUUGUAUUGAUGCUGAAGCCUGCCUUAGUCACUCUGCUUUUGAGCCUUCUUCAUCCAGUGUCACGCAGAGAUUUGCAUAUUAAUUAUCUGAAAUUUCUUUGAUGAUUCUGGUUGUGGUGGAGUGUUGAAAUUCGAGAAUUGUUGAAUUUGGAAUGGCGGCUCUUGAAGGUGCAUUGUCCUUCUCUGUGGCGUCAGUUGUGGAGGAUGUUCUUCAACAGCACGGGGGGCGAUCUCGUGGUCUUGAUUUGGAUGCUCGGAGAGCGGAAGAGGCUGCAAUAAGAAGAUAUGAAGCUGCCGCAUGGCUGAGGAAAGUGGUUGGAGUAGUGUCGGCUAAAGAUUUACCAGCCGAGCCUUCUGAGGAAGAAUUUAGGCUUGGGUUAAGAAGUGGAAUAAUUCUAUGCAAUGCACUUAACAAAAUUCAGCCUGGAGCUGUGCCAAAGGUUGUUGAGAGUCCAUGCGACUCCUCCCAUAUUCCGGAUGGUGCUGCAUUAUCAGCGUAUCAAUACUUUGAGAAUGUGAGGAACUUUCUUGUAGCCGUUGAAGAGAUGGGAAUGCCUACUUUUGAGGCCUCUGAUCUGGAGCAGGGAGGAAAAUCUUCAAGGGUCGUAAACUGUGUGUUGGCAGUUAAGUCCUACAACGAAUGGAAACAGACAGGAGGAAAUGGGGUUUGGAAAUUUGGUGGAAAUGUUAAAACAUCUCCAGGUGGGAAACAAUUUGUCCGCAAAAAUUCUGAGCCAUUCACGGGUUCUCUGUCAAGGAGUAUGUCCAUAAAUGAGAAAUCUCAAAAUGGCAUAUCCACCGACACAGAUUUUAACAGAAUGUCUAAUUCUUCUUUGAGUAUGCUAGUUCGAGCAAUUCUAUUGGAUAAGAAGCCUGAAGAAGUUCCUAAUCUUGUUGAAUCUGUAUUAAGUAAGGUCGUGGAGGAGUUUGAGAAUCGCAUUGCAAGCCAAAUUGAAUUGAAGAAAGCUUCCUUUAGAGACUUCAAUACUUCUCAUGGUAGCAAAUCCGUUUCAAAGCCUUCUUCAUCCAAUGUAAAGACUGAACAAAAGAAUGCUGCAAUGCCGAGGGGAGAUGAAAUAUUACAAAAGCAUAGCAUAUGUGAUGAAGAAUCAGAAAGUAGAUUGAUGAAGCAACAGUUGAUCGUUGAUCAACAGCAGGAAGAUAUUACGGUCCUGAAGCAAACUCUUUCUAUAACCAAAGCUGGUAUGCAGUUCAUGCAAAUGAAAUUCCAUGAAGAAAUUCAUAAUCUUGGCCUCCAUAUUCAUGGACUAGUUCAUGCUGCUUCUGGAUAUCAUAGAGUUCUUGAGGAAAACCGGAAGCUUUAUAACCAAGUCCAGGACCUAAAAGGGAGCAUUAGGGUUUAUUGUCGUGUCAGACCAUUCCUGCCUGGACAAUUUGAUUACUUGAGUACUGUGGAUCAUAUUGAGGAAGGAACUAUUAGCAUAAACACUCUAGCCAAGAAUGGAAAAGCACGGAAAUCCUUCAACUUUAACAAAGUGUUUGGGCCUUCUGCAACUCAAGAGGAGGUCUUUUCAGACACCCAACCACUAAUAAGAUCGGUCCUUGAUGGUUACAAUGUCUGCAUUUUCGCUUACGGUCAAACAGGAUCAGGAAAAACUUACACUAUGACUGGACCCAAGGAACUGACAGACCAGAGUCAAGGAGUGAAUUACAGGGCUUUACGUGAUUUGUUCCUCCUUGCUGACCAAAGAAAGGAUACUUUCUGCUACAAUGUCUCUGUUCAGAUGAUAGAGAUUUACAAUGAGCAAGUGAGGGAUCUCCUCAAUACUGAUGGCCUAAGCAAAAGAUUAGAAAUUCGAAAUAGUUCUCAGACAGGACUCAGUGUACCAGAUGCAAGUUUGGUUCGUGUCUCUUCAACAUCUGACAUUAUUGAUCUGAUGAACCUUGGACAAAGGAAUCGUGCUGUUGGUGCAACAGCUCUCAAUGACCGCAGUAGUCGCUCACACAGUUGUUUAACAGUUCAUGUCCAAGGAAGAGAUUUGACUUCUGGGAAUAUUCUUCGGGGCUGCAUGCAUCUAGUUGAUCUGGCCGGGAGCGAGAGAGUCGACAAAUCAGAAGUGACUGGUGACAGACUCAAAGAGGCUCAGCAUAUUAAUAAAUCUCUUUCUGCACUAGGUGAUGUGAUCUCCUCUCUUGCACAAAAGAGUCCACAUGUCCCCUAUAGAAAUAGCAAACUCACCCAACUGCUCCAGGACUCACUUGGAGGGCAAGCUAAGACACUAAUGUUUGUUCACAUAAGCCCUGAGCCUGAUGCCAUUGGAGAGACGAUUAGUACGCUUAAAUUUGCUGAACGUGUUGCCACUGUUGAACUUGGUGCUGCUCGAGUAAAUAAGGAUUCUGCAGAUGUUAAAGAACUAAAAGAACAGGUUGCCACUCUUAAAGCUGCCUUAGCAAGGAAAGACGCGGAACCAGUGUCCCUGCAGCAGAAGAUAUCUGGCAGUCCAUGUAGCAUGCAGCCGUCAUUUUUACAACCUAAUUUAAAUUCUAGCUUGCAAUCACCAAAUGGGCUCAGGAAACCGAUGGAAGAUGUCGGAAACAUAGAGGUUCACCGCAAUUCUGCAUCGAGGCAAAAGAAGCAAAGCUUGGAUCUAGAUGAGCUACUUGGAAAUUCACCUACCUGGCCGCCUGUCAGCAGCCCUUGCCAAAACAAUGGGGACGAUGAUAGAGAAUUAAUCAGCUCAGGUGAAUGGGUGGACAAGCUCAUGGUGAACAAGCAAGAUCCUGUUUGUGGAGCCGAAAACCCGUUAGCUACUUGGGAGCCUAACAACAGCAACAUUUCCGAUGCAAUUUAUCAGAAAUAUCUAUCAGAUUCUACGAAAUACUAUUCUGAUAAGUCAUUUGGCCUAUAUCCUUCAAAUGACCAGUUUGAUGUUAAUACUACGGAUGAUUUGGACGAGCUUGAUGCUGGAACCAGCGACUCGUCUGAGCCAGAUUUGCUCUGGCAGUUUAACCAUUCCAAGCUUGGAGGCUUCAGCAAUGGUAUUGCUCCUAAGGUCCAGAAGCCUAAUAUAAAACAAUCAAAAAGCCCAGAAUUCAGGACCAUGAUUCCAAAAUUGGGCCCAUCACCAUCGCGAAAAGCAGUUCAUGAAGGUGGCCAAGGCCAUCCUCCACCGCGGAGUGGAAGACAGACCACCGAAACAAAACGUAAAACAGGGAGUAGGAAGUAGAAGAAUCGUCUAGGGUCGCCCUGACGCCCUCCUAAUCUUUCAUUUUUUUCCUUUACUCGAGGUGAGAGUGAGAGAAUAUAUAUGUAGAGUUUGUUAAUGGUUUUUCUUCUCCUUUCUCUUUUUUCUUUUUCUCUCUGAGUUAUUCUUCAUACAUAGGCAAAAACAGCAACAACUCCAGUUGCUCGUAUUGGGAGUUUCUUUUUUUGUUUACUUCACCCGAUUGUAAUGUCAUCAAUGGGCUUGUAGAACUUACACUUACUGAUGCUUCAUUCUUAUUUGUGAAUAAUGUAUUUUCUAUUAUAACA